Molecule: messenger RNA, 3393 nt
Organism: Plodia interpunctella (Indianmeal moth)
Lineage: Eukaryota; Metazoa; Arthropoda; Insecta; Lepidoptera; Pyralidae
Gene: Abd-b
Product: Abdominal B
Exons: 6
Coding region: 469-1527 (352 amino acids)
Biological process (GO): anterior/posterior pattern specification; regulation of transcription by RNA polymerase II; proximal/distal pattern formation
Cellular component (GO): nucleus
Molecular function (GO): RNA polymerase II cis-regulatory region sequence-specific DNA binding; DNA-binding transcription factor activity, RNA polymerase II-specific
Source: RefSeq, a predicted model, not a curated record
CGCCGCCUGUAAUUUCGCGGUGGUCGCGGCGCGCAGGCGCGUACGCACGCCUGACUAAGAUGGCGGCCGAUUAAUACCAAGUUUAAAUUAAAUUUCGAAUUACAAAAGUGUUCGGAUAUACGCAUAAGUAUUUCAUACGAUGCUUAUUUCUACAUAAAGAAACUGAAGCGAUAAUAGCGCGCCUCGACGCCGACUCUUAUCGGUCUCGUUUCCAGGACAUUGAUUUUUGCUCAGUGCUACACAAGUCACACAUGUUUAUAACAUCGUAUUACAGUUAUGACUCAGUAUUUUAUGUGCUUGAAGAAUUAGGGGAUUUAUGGAUUUUUAAUCUCACCAAAAUGGCAACAAUACAACAACAUUGAAUAAACACAGCAAGACGCGGUCUAAAAGGCUUGUUGCGGGUAAGGUUCGAGCGCGCCCUCGCGGUCGGCCUUACUAAACAGGUGAGGCGGCGACGCCACACAGAACAUGCUACUAAGAUUGCCGUGUCCCUUUACGCAGACGUCCCUCGCAAGUCUACGACAAGCGCCCGCAUCCGGCCACUCCGCCGGGCCGGCCUGGUGGACCAUGAUGAACGGGGUCGGCGGCGCGCUGUACGAGGAGCCGCACGCGUCGCCCCCCGGCGGUUCGCCCCCAGCCGCGCCAGCCGCUGCGCCCCCCUCAGCCUCGAGCGCCUCACCGGCCUCCGUGGGCUCCAACCCUCCGCAGCCGCCCCUGCACAUCCCGGCCAAGAGAUACGAGCCCGAGCCUGGAGUCAUCCGGCACGCGCAGCAACCCUGGGGCUACCCGCCUGACGGCCCAGCCUCCUUCGAGCAGUACCCCACCGGACCUACGUAUUAUAACCUGCCUGUGGAAAGGGAGAGGAAAUCGACUUUGCCUUUCUGGCCCACGAGUAGUGGAGAAUACAAGCCGUACGCUGACGGUGCUUGUCAUCAGGGUUUCUCACAGCCCUGUUGGAACUACCCUUAUGGGGCGCCACGAGGUGAUCAGCCCCUGCCCUAUGUGAGCGGUGAGGAGCGCCGGACAGCCGUGUCAGAGCCCUCCAGCUUCUCCCAUGACGCGUAUGGCCUUAGGAACUACGCACCAGAAUCAGUCUCCAGCGCGCCGUACCCGCCACCAGGAUCCCUGCCAGGUUCCCUCUCAAUGUCUGUGGGAGUCGGAGUCGGUUGCGGGUCGUCAAAUCCCCUCGAUUGGACUGGUCAAGUGACGGUUCGCAAAAAACGCAAACCCUACUCAAAAUUCCAAACCCUCGAGCUAGAAAAAGAGUUCCUGUUUAACGCUUACGUAUCGAAGCAGAAGAGGUGGGAGCUCGCACGAAAUCUGAACUUGACAGAGAGACAAGUGAAAAUAUGGUUUCAGAAUAGAAGGAUGAAGAACAAGAAGAAUUCGCAGAGGCAAGCGGCCCAGGCGGCGCAGAACAACAACAAUAACUCGAAUGCGAAUAACCACAACCACCACGGCGGGCACCACCACGCGCCGCAUCACGUGGCUCUGCACCAUGCCGCGCCCGCCAAACACCAUCAGUGACCCGCGCCUUUCUCUGGGACUUACCCCCUUCAUCACGGUAUAGCCAGCUAAAUCUGAGAACCGGGAAGGAAAAGUUCCAUAAGACUUAAGUGUGAAAGUGGUCGUAGCUUGAAGUUUCGAAGGAUUUGUUUACGUCCAUUGUAUGUUACCCGAUAGACUCUAUGAACGCUGUACCCGCUAUACCGUUCUUACGUAAAGAGGACAUUAUUCCGGUGCCAGGCGCGCCCGAGUCCCAGAGAAUCUCGUAUUAAGAUAAUCAUGUGUUGUCGAUUUGUGUAUAGUAUUAAUUACGAAAUUAUGUUCUGUAAUUUUAACGAGACUAAGAUACAUGAGUAGAUAACGAUUCCUGAUAUUAAUAAUGUUUAGAAUAGCGCUGAAUUAUGUAUUUGAUAUUAUUUAAGUACGAAUUACGAAUAUUAAAGACGUCACCGAUGGAUUAUAGUUUCUAGAUAGUUUAUUGAAAAUUUUGUAAAAUAUUUUGUGAGACUGCUUAUUGUUGUAUUCGUAACGCUGUUCAGAGGGAGAUAGUCUUAAUCAGUUAACUUUUAUUUUCGUUACCAAAUUGUUGAUCUUCUCGGGUUGCUUUGGUGGCAGUUAUAGAUAUCUAUCCACGUGUACGAUAUAUUCAUUAAUAUUAGAUAGUGGCGGCCAUUGUAGCUAAGUAAGUAGCUGUCGCUACCGUCGACGCAUCUCUUUUCUCUAUGAUAAUUAUUACAGCAUAAGCAGAGAUAGUAACCGCAUUAUGAUCAAAUAUUUAUUACUGUUUAAUUUCUCAUAAUUCGUAAAUUUUGUUAUUUAAAUUAUGGAUUUCUUACAAAGCUUUAACUCGGUUCCAGUAGAAUUAUUCAUUAAGUUACUGUUAUGACAUUUUAAAUAUUGAAGUUGAUGUUAUAAUCAAUUAAUUAAGUAAUAUGGGCAAGUGCAUUAAUAUUGUCCUCUAUUGGUUCGUGUACUGUUCGCUUUAUUCGCCUCUCUCAAUACUUUUUAUUUUUGUUUUAGUUGAAUAUUUUAUUAUUUAUUUAUACAUAAAUAUUACAUUACAAAUCGUCUACAUCGAACGAGUUGUGUGCAUUAGGUACAAUAUGUACAAAAUUUUACUUUAUUUUACAAUCAUGGUAUAUCACCCCAGUUUAGGAUAUCAUCUACUAAGUAUUUAGCUACCUACAUCUUCCCUAUUUUAUCAUAUACCUUAUUAUCUAUGUAAUAAAUGUUUUAUUGUAAACUUAGUAGUUCACUCGGAUCUAAUUCAUUAAAUCUGUAUUGUCCCGUAAAUUUCAUAGUAUAAUUAGAUGUUUUUGUACAAAAUGGCGACCUCGUCUAGGAAACCGAAUUUCCAUUUGCUAAGCGGCUGAGGAAAUAAACGUUUGAAACUUAGACGAUUUGACUCAUUUCUAAGCUCAUAUUGUGUCAUAUUAUACAACAAUCAUUGUCAUACAUGGGCUGAAGAUUUUGUUAUUCCACUUUAUCUGAAAAGCACGUAUGAUGACGAUAUUAAUAAAUUGCAGCUAAUUAAUUAAAAUAUCAUCGUAAAUUGGCCAAGUACUUAUUUAAAAUUAAUGUGAUCUUAUCAUUUCACAUCACUUGCUUCUCAGAUGACGUGCGAGCUAAUCACUUCUCUGAUUGUAUAUUCAAAUUUCAGUAGAUCUUCAUCUAGAACCAUACUUACCUAACUAUAUAUUGUAAUAAUUAAAGGUCUCGUAAUUACUAUUGUACAGAUAAAUUAAUGUAGUAAAUCACGCCAGAAUAUGUGAGGUUUUGUUAAGUAUAAUGUAUAAUUAAAAAUGAAUGUGCUCUCGACAGUUUGAUGACGAAUUUAGAAAAGAAUGUAUGAAAGGAGAAAAAAAUUAAAUACUUCGUCGUGUCUUG